UCAAUCUGGACCGUCAGAUGGUGAGGCUGGCGACUAGCGAAGUGGUCCUCUGCUAUUGUCCCUCACUGAAGCCUUUCUCUCCAAUGUCUGUUAUCGGAUGAAUGCAAGCAAGGCUAUUGGACAUUAUUAUUGUCGGCCGUCUAUCUGAUUUAAAGUGGUGUGGUAGAGAGGGUAGUUGGCAGUUUGUUGAGAGUUGGCAACCCAAGGAUGAGCACCAGUCUUCUCGAGGCACUGUACGUGUGUAUCGAUUUCCAUCAAGGGACCAAUAUGACACAAAGAAACAGCUUGUAACGUGUUUGGGACGCAUGGGAUGCUUUCUUUUUUAUCCGAGCACAAUAUAUCUAAUCAGUGUUUAAACCGGGUUCAUUCAGUUUCACACAACGACACGAGGAGGCUACCCGUGGAGGGAGGAGCGAUGAAAGCAGCCCCAUCGCCAUAAACAACACUGGGUUGCUUUGUCUCCGCGGCGGCAGACCCAAUGAGAGUGACAUUUCUCAUCUUAGACUUUAGCUUUGCGGUUUGGACUCUACACAUGACGGCUUUUCUCCCUGACGAAUAACCAAGAAGGACAAUGCCCAUCUGAGUCAUAGAAUUUACCAAGACCCUGUCUGUAUUGUAUGUAAUCCAAUAGCAUUUAGUCACAAUUGGGUGUUUGGAGCAUACACCCCACAAUCGAGGGACGAGCCGUUGAAGCCAAUCGGAUGAAAGCGGACUUUUAGAAUCUUCAACGGGGAGCAGCCACGACCACCAUCAUCAGUGCAAGUGUUUACCUUAUCUACAUUCGGUGGGGUAUUUUAUCUGGCGACAAAUCGGUUCCAUCCGCUGUCUCUCUAUCUGGUAUUAAGUGGAUGGUGGCGUACGUGGAGGUAUGCAACAACAAGAGGAUACGUGUUUAGCCUAAUUGACUGAUAUCGCCUGGAAGUGCACCAGGUGCGUUGUUGCUGCUGUGGUGGUAUACGGCAGCCACAGCCUGGUCAACAACAGUGGUGAUUUUGGAGGUACAGGGACCCACGUGGAAAGGGAAGACUGGCUGUCACCAUGGGCUGUUGUAGCGGACGAUGCACGCUUGCCUUCAUUUGUGGGAUGCAGCUGAUCAGCAUUUUGGAGCGGCAGAUCUUUGACUUCCUGGGCUACCAGUGGGCGCCCAUCCUCACCAACUUCAUCCACAUCAUCACCGUCAUCUUGGGCCUCUUCGGCACCGUGCAGUUCCGACCCAAAUACGUGACUGGGUACGCCGUGUGGCUGGUGCUCUGGGUGACCUGGAAUGUCUUCAUCAUCUGUUUCUACCUGGAGGUAGGAGACCUCUCCAAGGACACAGAUCUGAUCAUGACCUUCAACAUCUCCAUGCAUCGCUCCUGGUGGAUGGAGAAUGGCCCCGGUUGCCGGGUGACCCCCAUCACCCCGGCGCCCUCCUGGGCCCCCAAGGACCACCGCUACAUCCGCAUCGAGGACUGCCUCAUGGAGUACCAGUAUGUGGAGGUAGCACACAGCUCCCUGCAGAUCCUGCUGGCGCUGGCCGGGUUCAUCUACGCCUGUUACGUUGUCAAGCUCAUUUCAGAGGAGGAGGACAGCUUUGACUUUAUAGGCGGCUUCGACUCCUAUGGUUAUCAGGGGCCCCAGAAGACGUCGCAUUUGCAGCUACAGCCCAUGUACAUGUCGAAAUAACAAGGAGACGCUGCCUUACGAACCAAUCACAUAAGAUGAAGGAACUGCUGUCGCAACACAUUUCUUGUCAUGUUUCUUAAAUGUCUUAAUGCUAAUAGUGUCUUACAAACGUAUCUGAGGGAAGGCCAGGCAACGACACUUUAACCUGAAAGACCCAAACACAUGAAAGGAUGACCAAGCAAAUGACUCUGGAUUUAUUUUAUUUUAUUAUUAUUAUUAUUAAUAUUAUUAUUAUUACAUCCUCCUGGCCUUUAAUCUCUUCACAGCCCUGUUUUUUUUUUUAUUUAAUCAAUGUGAUCCCUUCUUCUGCUAUGGAGCUAUGGAGUAUGAUUAUCUGCAGGACCAACAGCACCUCCCUGAGGACAAGACUAGAAUUGCAUCAGGGCCCUUCGCUUGCCCACAACUUGGGGGUUUUCCCCCUGGCUUCAUCCUUUGCUCUAACAGUGGCAGAGAAAGUGGAUCGCGAUCAAGGAUGGAUAUGUUUCCUUCAGAUGUUACCUGGAACAGGGGUGGGGAGGACCAGAGGAAGGGUGGAGGAGUCGGAUUAAGGAAGGUGGGAGUGAAGCAGUUGU
Molecule: messenger RNA, 2237 nt
Organism: Engraulis encrasicolus (European anchovy)
Lineage: Eukaryota; Metazoa; Chordata; Actinopteri; Clupeiformes; Engraulidae
Gene: nkain2
Product: sodium/potassium transporting ATPase interacting 2
Exons: 7
Coding region: 1039-1665 (208 amino acids)
Biological process (GO): regulation of sodium ion transport
Source: RefSeq, a predicted model, not a curated record